Planococcus citri (citrus mealybug) is the source of this 2305-nucleotide messenger RNA. RefSeq lists its product as uncharacterized. NCBI's taxonomy places the organism in Eukaryota, Metazoa, Arthropoda, Insecta, Hemiptera, Pseudococcidae. The record is from RefSeq and is a predicted model, not a curated record. Gene Ontology annotation, molecular function: nucleic acid binding; zinc ion binding. Bases 708 to 1913 code for a protein of 401 amino acids. The transcript is spliced from 2 exons.
AAAAAUGAGAAGUUUGAUUUGCCAAAAGUAGCGAGAUCAAAACGUGGAAUGUGAAAAAUCAUUUUUAAUUUUCAUAUUCAGUGACCCUAAUGGCAAUAAAAAAUAAAAAUUGAAAAUGAUCCGAAAAUUGAUCCGAAAAUGAUCCGAUUUUUCGGAUCACGGAUCACGAAUCAUUGAUCCGUGAUUCGGAUCACAUUAAAGUUUGUGAUUCGUGAUCCGUGAUCCGAAUCAUUUUUUCAUGUGUGAUCCGUGAUCCGUGAUCCGUGCCUGACCCUGCCAAUCCUGAAUCGCGUAGACCACGUGUUUCUCCGGGAGUGAAGGCUCUGAUUGGUCAGUUGCCUGGCUGGAGGUGAAAACUCUGAUUGGUCGAAUUUCUCCGGAGGUGAAGAAUUUUUGCUUCACGAGUUUCCGAUCCUGUUUAUAUUUAUAUCUAUGGGUGUGAUGAACGAAAUUCUACAUAAAUGAGUAAUUAUUCGCGAUAGUGUUUUAAAGAAUUCAUUAAGUGAAGUCUAUUUUAUUUUCUACCUACUGUUCUUUUAUUUGAUGCAGUAGGCCUAGAUAUAAUUUGUUACAUGCUACACAAUAAAUUCAAGUGGUCACGAUUUCCAGACAUUUGAGUAAAAACGUCGUGAGCUGUGAACAGACGAUUUGUUGCUAUUGCUAUUCCUACGUCGAAUUUCUUCCAGAGUACCUACCUACCUACUACCAUGAACCGUAACAGGAAAGUCAAUUUCAAGGAAUUGAACGAAAGUGACUUCGUAACAUUCCUCGAUAAAUAUUUCGUCGAUUUUGAGGACAAUCUGCGAUGUAACAAUUUUGGUAAUAUGAACACACUGCUGAUUAAAAAUAUCAUCGAAAAAUUUGGCAAGAUAUUCCAACUGUGGGAUGAGAACAGAUUCCUUCAAGCUUCAAUCGACAAGAACUUCUUCGAAAAUAUUCACAAAUUGAUGCAGUAUGCUUUCAACGUUAAUGAUCAUCGUCGCAAUGAACCAACUAAUUAUUCUGAUGAUUUUACGUUGGAAUGUAAUCAUUGCGGAGAUGCCUUCCCUUUGCGUAAUAAAGAUUGUCAGUAUUCCUUCGAGUUGCACGAAAUAUCCAAGGAACAUACAGAAUUCCUUAGGAAUUUGAAUAAUACAGAUUCCGAUACAUCAUCUUCAUCGUGCCAUGAUUCAGACAACGAGAUACAAACUGAUCCUACGGUAUCCGUUGGUGGAUCUGAUUCGAAGGAUGAUUGCUCUUCAGACGAUCAAGUUGAACACAGAUUGCAACCGAUUCGAUGGCCUUUGACGCGAAUUAACGAUGGGACUAUUAAGCACAUCGACGAAGGACUACGACUAUCUUCUAAAUUGGCGGAAGUUAGCAUCGUGAAAGAAAUACCCGAAGCUAAGCGUAUGCGUAUUACUCCUACUGAAAAAUCCGCUGCAGGAAGCAAAUUUAGGGGUACACCAGUCAGAGACCAGAUAUCAAUUUCAACUUCAAAUAACGACGAUGGCCUUUCGAUUUCUGAAUUUGAUACGAGUUGUAUUAUUUUCAAAAACAACCGGCUCCGAUGUAAAAUUUGCUCCGUUUCACUCUCUCAUGAAACAUGUGCGAUUGAUCAUAUGAAAGGGAAACCUCAUUCGUAUAGAACUAAACUUUACGAAUCGUAUGGCAGUUUCUUGAAGGAGACUGAUGACAAUAAAAUGCAGUGUAUCGUGUGUGAAUGCCAGUAUGCCAUCAUCCAUAAAUUUUUCAAACACUGUCAAACGAAAGCUCACGAAGAUAGAGUUAGUCAACUGAAAAUGCAACCGUCUGAACUUUACAUCGCGAGAGCAGUUGCAGAAUUCAUGCAGUGUCCUGCGAGUGGAUGUUUUACUUUUGUGUCUGAUUGGAAACAGCUGUUCGAACAUGUGCAGUCAUUUCAUAAGAAAUGAUCCAGGUAAAAAGUAAAUCAUAAUUAGGUAUAUGAAAUCUACCUAAUGGCUAAUGCCUACUUAAUGGGCAGCUCUCAUUUUAUCAUUUUCGUAUUUCACCCGUUUUAAAUUUUUUUAUUAAUUGAUUAUUUUCUCGUUAUUUUAUACUUAUAUAUUCUUACCUACUUAUUUGUAAUCAAUUGACCUCGCCUGAGAAAAGAACGAUUUUACAACAAAAAAUAAUACUCGUAAUUUAGUAUUCUCGGGUAUUCUUCGUUCUUUCAUUGUUUGUCCAUAAAAAACGAUGAUUUUUGAAACAAGUUCUAGAUCGUUUUACUGAAAAAAUUUAGGUAGACUAUACCGUUAUUUUAUUCAUUUAAACUAGAACCGUUUUGUAUGUCUAUUAUUGUGUG